Molecule: messenger RNA, 525 nt
Organism: Ogataea haglerorum
Lineage: Eukaryota; Fungi; Ascomycota; Pichiomycetes; Pichiales; Pichiaceae
Exons: 1
Coding region: 1-525 (174 amino acids)
Source: RefSeq, a predicted model, not a curated record
AUGAAUCAACAACUAAAAAUUGCAGAAGCAUGGAAAAAAGGGGACAAAGAUAAAGUUCUUAAAUUACAAGAGGAAUUAGUAAAAUCAACAAUGACUAUUCUUAUGGCUAUAAAUUCUGUUAUGUCUAAUCGUGGAGGUAAAACACCUGGAAUAGAUAAGAAACUUUAUGAUAAUUAUACUGACCUAUUAUUAUUAGUAGAUGAGUUAAGAGAAUUAGAUUCUUAUAAAGCAACUCCUGUAAAAAGAAUUUACAUUCCAAAAUCAAAUGGUAAACUUAGACCUUUAGGUAUCCCUACCAUUAAAGAUAGAUGUGUACAAGAAUUGUAUCGGUUAGCUUUGCUACCUAUUAGUGAAGUUAAUGCAGAUUACAAUUCAUUUGGUUUUCGUCCUGGGAAAUCCCAACGAGACGCUAUUACAGCUGCUGUUUAUUCUUUAAUGCCUUAUUCCGAAAAGGGAAAAGUUUAUCCUAGAUUUGUUCUUGAUGCGGAUGUCAAAGGUUACUUUGACAAUAUAUCCCAUGAUUGA